Lagopus leucura (white-tailed ptarmigan) is the source of this 892-nucleotide messenger RNA. Its product is annotated as multiple epidermal growth factor-like domains protein 8. Lineage: Eukaryota; Metazoa; Chordata; Aves; Galliformes; Phasianidae. The transcript has 8 exons. The record is from RefSeq and is a predicted model, not a curated record. Bases 191 to 892 code for a protein of 233 amino acids.
CGACGGCCUGCAGCAGUGCCUCAGCCCCGCCUUCACCCCGUGGCGCUGCGCCGGGGGCGGGGGCUGCGGUCGGCUGCGCCGAUUGGUGGAGCCGAAUGAGCGACAGGGGGAGGAGCCAACAGAGCGCCGCGGGGCGGAGCUUUGUGCCGCCAGCUGCCAGGGGGCGGGGCAUUGCGCCGCCUGUCUGCGGAUGCCAGGCUGCGGUUGGUGUGCUCCGCCCGGGGGGCGGGGCCAAAGAGGGCGGUGCUUGGAGGGCGGGCCGGCCGGACCUGCAGGAGGGCUGAGCUGCGGCCGGGGGGCAGAAUGGAAAUUCCUGCGCUGCCCCCAGGAGGGGGGGGGGACGUGUGGGGCUGGAGCCAGCUCUCUCUGCCCUGGACGCUGUGACAGCAAUGGACGCUGCAGGCGCUGUGCUGACAACACUCAGGGCCCGCGCUGUUCCCGCUGCCGCCCGCUGUUUGUGGGGCCGCUCCGUGGCGCCCCCCCGCGGUGCCGCCCGUGCCGCAGCUUCUGCAUGGGGCGCAGCGACGUCUGUGUGGGGCGGGCCGAGCUGCUGCGAGCACAGAGGGAGCCCCACAGCUUCCCGCUCAGCCCCACGGCGGUUCAGCGCUGGCUGCGCUUCGGCCCCACAGAAUCGGACGCCGUCUGCGUUGGCUGCACUGAGGGCUCCGUGGGGCGGCGCUGCCAGAGCUGCAGGGACGGCUUCUUCCUGCUGCACGGCAACUGUGUGCGCUGCCAAUGCAACGGCCACGCUGCCACCUGCGGUGCCGACGGCUCGGGCUGCCAGUGCCAGAACAACACCGAGAGCGCGGCCUGCGGCACCGAGCGGAGGGACUGCUACCAGCACCAGUGCUCCAAGUGCCCCCAUUCCUUCCAGCCGCCCCCCAUCCUGUAA